This is a messenger RNA of Eurypyga helias (sunbittern), 1494 nucleotides long. RefSeq names its product lipoxygenase homology domain-containing protein 1-like. The transcript is spliced from 9 exons. NCBI's taxonomy places the organism in Eukaryota, Metazoa, Chordata, Aves, Eurypygiformes, Eurypygidae. The record is from RefSeq and is a predicted model, not a curated record. Gene Ontology annotation, molecular function: protein binding. The annotation marks the transcript as partial.
UGCACACGUACAAGAUAAGCGUGUUCACUGGAGAUAUCUAUGGUGCUGGGACAGAUGCUAACGUCUUCCUAAAUAUCUAUGGAGAUUUGGGGGACACAGGAGAAAGAAAACUCAGCAAAUCUGAAACCAACUUCAACAAGUUUGAAAGAGGACAGGAGGAUACCUUUACUAUACAGGCUGUGGACCUUGGUAUUUUGUACAAGAUCAAGAUUCGUCACGACAAUAGCAUGUUCAGUCCUGACUGGUUCUUGGAAAAAGUAGAGAUCCUGGAUGAGACCACAGAGGAGUCGUUCAUUUUCCUGUGUGAGCGCUGGCUCUCCAAAAAGAAAGAGGACAAAAAGAUAGAGCGUACGCUUUAUGAGCAGAGCUAUGAUGGCGAGCGAAACAGCCUGGACGACUCGUCUCUCAGCCUGUCGAGUCAGGACAGCAAUGCAAACCUGAAGGAGAGGAAAAAAUCCAGCUUGGUCAAGGCAGCGGAAGAAGGGUCACUGGUCCCAUACCACAUCACCGUCACAACGGGCACAGAAUAUGACUCCAGCACCGACAGCCGCGUGUACAUCAUCAUCAUGGGUCCUCAGAAAGUGCAGACGGAGAGGCUGUGGCUGGAUCUCCCAGAAGGAAAAGACGAGUUUGCAGAUGGCUCCGUAGAGAAAUUCUCUGUUUGGGGCCUAGAUGUUGGAGAGAUCAAAAAAGUGGAGGUGGGGCACGAUGGUGCUACCCCCGAGAGCUGCUGGCUGGUGGAAGAGCUCACCAUCGUCGUGCCCACCAAAGGCGUCAUGUAUAAUUUUGUCUGUAAGUGCUGGCUGGCCAGAGACAAAGGCGAUGGACUGACCUCACGGAUCCUCAACAUCCUGGAUGCUGACUGUGUUAAUGUGGGCCUCAAGAUCCUCUACGAAGUCACAGUUGUGACUGGAGACAUCGAAAGUGGUGGUACCGACUCCAGUAUUUUCAUGACUGUCUUUGGAUCCAAUGGGAACACCGAGGAGAUGCAGCUGGAUAAAAAUGGAGACAGGUUUGAGCGAGGCCAAGAGGACAGUUUCAUUAUGGAGAUCGCCGAUAUCGCACCCCUCAGGAAGAUGAGGAUCCGGACUGAUGGGAAGGGGACUCGCCCGCACUGGUUCCUGGAACGGAUCGUCCUCAAGAACCUCACUAAUCAAGAAGUAGCCACAUUUACCUACGGUGAAUGGCUGUCUAAGCUGAAAAAUGCCAAGGGAAGUCUUGUGUGCGAGAUGCCAGCCGUGAUAGAUGAUGAGCAAAUGAUGGAGGACACGACAUACACCCUUCAGGUUAAAACCAGUGAUGUUGGAGGAGCAGGCACUGACGCCAACGUGUCCUUGAUCCUGUUUGGAGAGAACGGAGACAGCGGAACCCUGGCUCUGAAGGAGUCCAACAAGUCUAACAAGUUUGAGAGGAACCAGAUGGACGAAUUCAGCUUCUCGGACAUGCUGAGCCUGGGAGAUCUCUGUAAAGUGCGGAUCUGGCAUGACAACAAAG